Rana temporaria (common frog) is the source of this 3828-nucleotide messenger RNA. It is a transcript of the gene ZDHHC17, whose product is annotated as zinc finger DHHC-type palmitoyltransferase 17. Gene Ontology annotation, cellular component: Golgi membrane. Gene Ontology annotation, biological process: protein palmitoylation. The record is from RefSeq and is a predicted model, not a curated record. Lineage: Eukaryota; Metazoa; Chordata; Amphibia; Anura; Ranidae. The transcript has 17 exons. Gene Ontology annotation, molecular function: protein binding; palmitoyltransferase activity. Bases 130 to 2001 code for a protein of 623 amino acids.
UGAAUGGGAGGAUAGUUCAGGCUUCAUUCAGACAUGUGAGCCGAGCUCAGCACCAUCCUGCCCUGUGUGUGUCAGCCUCUCCCUCUGGCUCCUCAUUACCCAGCAUGCAGUGGGGGAUUUAACACCAAGAUGGCUGACACUAUGGAGGAGUAUGAGAAAGACGCUAGCUGCGUCCCGAUCCUGCACCCGGAGGAAAUCAAGUCUCAGGGUCAUUAUAAUCAUGGAUAUAGCAGUGAAUCCAUGGGUCGGAAAAGUCACGUAGAUGACUACAGUACAUGGGAUAUUGUUAAAGCUACACAGUAUGGAAUCUAUGAGCGCUGUAGAGAGCUAGUGGAAGCAGGCUAUGAUGUGCGACAGCCUGACAAAGAGAAUGUUACUCUGCUUCACUGGGCUGCCAUCAAUAAUAGGAUAGAUCUGGUGAAGUUCUACAUAUCGAAAGGUGCUGUAGUAGACCAACUUGGUGGGGAUUUAAAUUCUACUCCUCUGCACUGGGCAACAAGACAGGGGCAUUUGUCUAUGGUUGUACAGCUGAUGAAGUAUGGUGCCGACCCCUCAUUGAUUGAUGGAGAAGGUUGUAGUUGUAUUCACCUAGCCGCUCAGUUCGGACAUACCUCGAUUGUUGCAUAUCUCAUAGCUAAGGGACAGGAUGUCGAUAUGAUGGAUCAAAAUGGAAUGACUCCGUUAAUGUGGGCAGCUUACAGGACACACAGUGUGGAUCCCACUAGAUUGCUCCUUACCUUUAACGUGUCCGUAAAUCUUGGGGAUAAAUACCAUAAAAACACUGCAUUACACUGGGCUGUUUUAGCUGGAAACACUACAGUCAUAAGUUUGCUUCUAGAUGCUGGUGCCAAUGUGGAUGCUCAGAAUAUUAAGGGAGAGUCACCACUUGAUUUAGCAAAGCAAAGAAAAAAUGUUUGGAUGAUCAACCAUUUACAAGAGGCAAGGCAAGCCAAGGGCUAUGACAAUCCUUCAUUCCUCAAAAAACUAAAGGCGGAUAAGGAGUUUCGGCAAAAGGUGAUGCUUGGAACACCGUUCUUGGUGAUUUGGCUGGUUGGUUUUAUAGCUGAUCUUGACGUUGACUCCUGGUUAAUCAAAGGUCUCAUGUACGGUGGAGUUUGGGCAACGGUACAAUUCCUAUCAAAGGCUUUCUUUGAUCACUCCAUGCAUAGUGCACUUCCUCUUGGAAUUUACCUGGCAACCAAGUUCUGGAUGUAUGUCACCUGGUUCUUCUGGUUUUGGAAUGAUUUAAACUUUGUGUACGUCCAUCUUCCCUUCCUGGCUAAUAGUGUAGCCUUGUUCUACAAUUUUGGAAAAUCUUGGAAAUCUGAUCCUGGGAUUAUCAAAGCCACAGAGGAACAAAAGAAAAAGACAAUCGUAGAGCUCGCCGAGACUGGGAGCUUGGAUCUAAGCAUAUUCUGCAGUACUUGUUUGAUAAGGAAGCCAGUGAGGUCUAAGCAUUGUGGCAUUUGUAAUCGCUGUAUAGCAAAAUUUGACCAUCACUGUCCUUGGGUCGGUAACUGUGUAGGUGCAGGAAACCAUCGUUAUUUCAUGGGAUACCUGUUUUUUCUGCUCUGCAUGAUCUGCUGGAUGAUCUAUGGUUGUAUUUCCUAUUGGGGAAUACACUGCGAAACAACGUACAGCAAGGACGGCUUCUGGACAUAUGUUACACAAAUUGCUACCUGCUCCCCGUGGAUGUUCUGGAUGUUCCUUAACAGUGUGUUUCAUUUAAUGUGGGUGGCCGUGUUACUGAUGUGUCAGAUGUACCAGAUAUCUUGCUUGGGUAUUACAACAAAUGAACGGAUGAACGCCAGGAGAUAUAAACACUUCAAAGUCACAACCACAUCCAUCGAAAGCCCUUUCAACCAUGGAUGUAUCAGAAAUAUCAUAGACUUCUUUGAGUUCCGAUGCUGUGGCCUCUUCCGCCCUGUUGCUGUGGACUGGACAAGGCAGUACACAAUAGAUUAUGACCAAACAUCAGGCUCAGGCUACCAGCUGGUGUAGUUUCCACUUAAAGCGCUACAUGGCCCCAUCUGGUUGGUGCCUGAAAAUGUCUACUUGUCUCUCGCGAAAACUUGCCCCUUGAACUAUAGCAUGCUGUUUGUAGGGCUAUUGAAUCUUACAGUACCUUCUCUGUCAGCAUUUUAUCAACCACAGUGACCAUGGACAGGACCUUUCUGCCCACACUGACGUAGAGGAAGAAGAAAUUUUGAGAGAGGAUUUUGAGGAAUCCUUUGGAUUAUUUUUGAACAACCGUGAAUCUGAGAUUAUAAUUAAUUUUUAUUACGAUUAUUUAUUUUGCACCGUUCACAACAAAGCAUGGCAUUGCUCUUUCAACAAGUCAGUCGUCUUCAGCUUGAACAAAACCCAUUGCCAUUUUUCUUUCCAAAUACGCCCAGCAGAGUAAUGCUUUGUAGGACACCAUCAUAAUCCCCCAAUGUGGCCUGGCUUGAGCUAAGAGUCUGUGGCAUUAUUAUUCCUGUAAUGUGAUCUCCCACAGUUGUGCUCUGUUAUUGUGUCGUUGAUAAUGUGAAUUUUGAUGCCAGGCUGAAGAAUUGUGAAUUUCUAUUGGCCUUUCAGCCUGUUGGGUUAAGUUGGUGAGACGGGCACAUGAGGAUAACAACAACUGAAUGUAUGUUUCCUACAUUUUAUGACUGUCAGCUGUUCCUACCAUCUGUUUCAUCUGUGGAAAUCCAACGUUACAUUUCCUUUUCUGCAGUAAAAGCAGAUCUCUGCAGAUGCAUGCAAGUAGUGUUCUCUAGGAUCGCGAAGAAGCUUUCCAUAAUGAAUCGCCAAAUAAUUCACUGUUUUUGAGAUCUUGCACAGAACUGGUGUGAUCACUGGAUGCUCUCAUUUCUUGGACGACUCCGCAUUGUGCACUGAAGGAACGGCGCCGGACACACCUAGAAUGUCAAGGAAACACAGUGGUCUUUUUUUUUUUUUUAUGUUCUAACUAGAAAAUGUUCCUUUGUAAGAUGGUGAAAAAGAAUUGAACAUUUUUAAGACACACAAAUGUUUUGUGAUGCUUUGAAAUGGUGAUACCUUAAAGCAAUCUGCACACCUUCAUUUUAUUAACUGGCUAGCUGCAAAGUUCCUACAGUGCAGUUUACUUGGAUGGCUUCUCUUUGGGUACAGAACUGUUAGGAAAAUAUACUAGAGCUGUUUAGCUUUGGAAUAUCCACAAUUGGCUGUAAACCAGUUCUAUGCUGGCUAUGCAGGGUAGCGCCGCUCUACUGUGAAAACCUCCAAAUAUACAUGUUGGUUACUGGUACUUUUUCUCCGGGUGCCAUGUUCAGACAACCUCCCACUCGUCACAAAUUUGGAAUAUGGAUAUAUGGACAAGCGAAGGUAGACAUGUAAUAGAAGGCUUUCAAAAUUCCUUUCAAUGUAUAUAGUUGGACAUAUGGAAAGAACUCACACUCUGGAAUCCGGCCAAAUUCUUUAUUCGAUAAUCGCCAAGUACAAAGUAACUGCUAACAUGUUUUGGUGAAGAGCCUUGUUCACAGUGAACAAGGCUCUUUGCCGAAACAUGUUAGCAGUUACUUUGAAUAAAGAAUUUGGACGGAUUCCAGAGUGUUCUUUCCAUAUGUCCAACUAUAUACAUUGAAAGCCUUCUAUUACAUGUCUACCUUUUGCUUGUCCUGUAGAUGUUCGGUGCUUAGCCGGUGUGUCUGCCUUCGAGAAUGGCUAGUGCUGAAAAGCGACACUGUGGAGUUGAUUACUAAAGGCAAAUAUGCUGAUUACUUUGCAAGGGAAUUUUCCCUUGGCUUCGUGAAUGAGGUGAAUCUCUGCUGACUUCUAUCAUCUAAACAUGUACUACUUCUUUUUUUU